CAUGACAGUCCUGGAUGCUCUGCAGACAGACACACACCCUUUAAGGAUUAUGCAGGGUUAUUUUCUUGUAAACACAGUAGGAUUAUAUCAUAGUUAUAUUUUAAUUGCGCAUUGAACGCAGUUAGUUUGCUGGUCGUGUUUAUUCGAAUCGCUAAUCUGCGCAUUUUCUGUUCGCAAUGGAUCCGCGAGCUUUCGCCUUUUGCAGGAGGUCAUGGCACGUCAGAUUUGUUAUGUUUUCCGCGCUAUGGGGCUCAGCUUUCACCGUGACGCGGUACUCCAUCCCGGAGGAAACAGCAGAACGAACUGUGGUGGCACAUUUAGCCGCAGAUUUGGGUCUGGAAGCGCGCAGCCUCGCGGAGCGCAACGUGAAGCUCGACUACAUCCACAGCAAAAAAUACCUGGACAUUAACAAAGAGACCGGAGAAAUGUUAAUCACCGAAAAGAUCGACAGAGAGCACCUCUGUCCCGCAAAGACGUCCUCAUCGUGCUUCCUUAAAAUGGAUGUUGUGAUCGAGAAUCCGUUACGCAUAUUCAACCUCGAACUGGAAAUCAUGGACAUAAACGAUAACGCCCCUCAGUUCAGGAGAGAGCGCAUACCGCUGGAUAUCUCGGAAUCAGCGAGGCCUGGGGAGAAAUUUUCUUUAACCAACGCAGUCGAUGCUGAUGUUGGAGAAAACUCUAUCAAGACUUACUUCCUGAGCCAAAGUGACGAGUUCACUAUUGAGAUCCAGACAGGAAGCGACGGCACGAAAUACGUGGACCUCGUUCUCCAAGCACCUCUGGACAGAGAGAAGCAGACUGUGCAUAGUCUCAUCCUCACAGCCGUGGACGGUGGCACACCGGCACGGACUGGCACUGCCACCGUCAUUGUGAAAGUGCUAGACACCAAUGAUAACGCUCCUCAGUUCGACAGGCAGGUGUAUUCAGUCGAUCUGGUUGAAAAUGCCCCGGUUGGUACGCUGGUCAUGCAGCUCAAUGCAACAGACAUAGAUGAAGGCACCAAUGCUGAGGUUGCUUACUCAUACACGCUGUACACGUCUGAAAAAACACAGGAAAAAUUCUCGCUGAAUCCCAAAAGUGGAGAAAUCCGAGUGAAAGGUGUGAUCGAUUAUGAGGAGAUGAGAAGUUUUGAAAUGUAUGUCGAAGCCAAAGACAAAGCGAUAACUCCACUUUCGGCACAAUGCAAAAUAUUGGUUUUUAUCACGGACUUAAAUGAUAAUUAUCCUGACAUCACGGUUAAAUCAUUCAAAAGCUCAGUUAAGGAGAAUGCACCCACAGGAACGGUGAUAGCCGUGGUCAGUGUGAGUGACAGAGACUCUGGAGAUAAUGGCAAAGUUUUUCUUUCGUUACGUGACGCUGAGGAGUUGCCUUUCCUUCUAAACAAUUCAUCCGAGGAUUACUUCGAACUAACUGUCAAAGAUCCAUUAGACCGCGAGAAAAACUCUAGUUAUGAGAUCACACUCCAUGUUACGGAUAGAGGAACGCCUCCACUCACUGACAGCGAGACUAUUAGCUUGGAGAUCCUGGAUGUGAAUGACAACGCUCCUGUAUUUCCUCAGUCCUUUUACAUUAUUCAUCUGCCUGAAAACAAUGAGCCAGGUGAGCUUCUCUGCUCUCUCACUGCACACGACCCGGACCUGAAUGAAAACCAGUAUCUGGUCUAUUUCAUAGUGGAGAAAGAGAUCUCCAACACGUCUGUGUCUAUGUUGUUCUCGGUGAACCCGGAAAAUGGGAACCUGCAUGCGCUGCGUGCCUUCGACUAUGAGCGUGAGAAGGAGUUUCUCUUUCACAUUGAAGCUCGAGACUCUGGUGUCCCACCUCUCAGUAGCAAUGCCACGGUACGUGUGAUCAUUCUUGACCAGAAUGACAACGCGCCUCAAAUCGUGUCACCGUGGAGGGCUCAUGACUCUGUCGUCGACCAGGUGAUCUCAAGGGCUGCUGAUCAGGGCUCGCUGGUGGCGAAGGUAAUCGCACUGGAUGCGGACUCAGCGCAGAACUCGCGUGUCACCUACCAGUUCCUCCAGGCCACCGAUUCGUCACUGUUCACUUUGGACCACUACAAUGGUGAAGUGCGAACAGCUCGCAUGUUCACCUACCGAGAUCCCAAACACCAACGGCUCGUGAUUGUAGCCAAAGAUAAUGGAGAUCCACCACGCUCUGCCACGGUCACCAUCAAAGUUUCCACUGUGGAGCAAGUAGUGGUCACACAGUUAACAGAGACGACACAGAUGCCGAUGGAAUUUGACCUGUUCACAGAUUUGAACCUGUAUCUCUUGCUCAGUCUGGGGUCCGUGUCUUUUCUGCUGCUCAUCACCAUUUUAGUCAUCAUUGUUCUGAAGUGCCAGAAGCCCAAACCCUCCAAAGCAGCUGUUCACGGUCGAAACAGUGUUACCAGCCAGAGGAACUCAACGAUCGGUGACUCCACCCUCAUCUCCAGUGACGCUUACUGGUACAGUCUGUUUUUAGCUGAAACAAGGAAAGGAAAGGUCGUGGUUCGCCAGCCAUUGCCCAAUGGCAGUGGCUUCAUCGUGUCCAGUAUACCACGGAGUGUAGCUCUCACGACCACCAGUGAAUCCAGAUCUUCCACACUGCAGGAAUCCAGUAGUGAUCUACCUUGAUCCUGAGUCUUCCGAAACAGAUCCACAUUCUGGGAGAACGCUUAUCUUGAUCUAGUUGGAGAGGUCAUGAGAAUUCAGUUCUGAUGAACUCUUAUGACACAUGAAAACCCUCAUCUUAUUGACCCGCCGUAUUUCUCGUCAACCUGUAACCGCAACAGCAACUUUGCUUGGCUAAGACUUUGUGUGACUUAAAUAAGUCAUGAAAGGACUCUGAAUAUCGAGAGGAAGAAAGAAGAUGGUCGAAAUAUACCAUACACCCUGGAUUUGUGACAGGACAAGGAGAGAUACUCAUUCAAAAAAUAUUUUUGACUUUUUUUUGUUUACUUGGAAAACGACUUGAUCUAUUAUGCAUGCUAAACCAGUGCUACUCUGGUCAAGCACUCUGAACUGGACAAAAAUUAAUUUCAUGUAAAAUAUAAUCUGAAGAGCACAAUUUCCUGAACCAGGCAUGUGGCUUUUUGUUUGAUUAUAUGAUAAACAGAACAUGAUCUAUGGAUCAUACAAACAUACAAAUUCAAACAAGGAAAUGAAGUUGGAUUUUAUUCGAUUUUCAAUGACAGAUACAGUCGAAAAAGACGGUAUAAACUUUAACACUACCCCUAACCUUAAUAUUGUAACUUAUCAUGCAAAACAUGAUACGUGAAUUGUUAUAAAUUUGUGUGUCAUAUGCAAAUUGAUCCAAUAGGCUGAUUUUUUUUUUAAAUAAUAAGGCUAGAUAUUGACUAUGAAUUUAUAAAACUAUAAAAUAUAAUUAUAAAUUGAACUAUAAAAAACAUUAUUAUUAUUAUUAUUAUUAUUAUUAUUAUUAUUAUUAUUGUAUUACCACAAUUAUUAUACAAGCAGUCCAGUGACAAACUCCUGUAAUCCUCCUCUGUUGGCAUAAAAAAAAAACAACACCAUUCGAACAGUGUUUGUAGCAUAUAAUUAUGAUGAAAGCCUGGAAUAUAUACACAUAUAGCUCAGGUCAAAUAAAUGCUAACACUACCUGUCAAUACUUUCUACCUACGUCUGCUUCAGAUCUGCUGCUCUUAAGACUAUUUUAGUUUACAUUACAAGACCUUAAUCGAAUUUUUCAAACUCUGCUGCUUCCGAUGCAUCGAGACUACCCAACAAAUCUGUGCAGCUAAUGUGAAGAAAUAACACAUCCAGCCAUGCACAGGUAUGUGUGUAGCUCCGAAGCUUUAAAGAAGCAAUAAGUAGCAUUAGAAUAAUACUAAAAUAAAACAAAAAACCUCCAGAGAACAAGAGAGAGAGAGAGAGAGAGAGAGAGAGAGAAUAUUCAGAAUGCUGAGUUUACUCUAAAUACAUUUCUUUCCAAAUCAGAAGCAUAAAAACCAUGUUAAAUUAUCUCCUAGAAUCCUACUCAGUAUUUAUCAGAAAGUUACAUAUCUGUUUACUUCUGAAAUGAGCGGAAUAGUUAAGCACGUCUUUAUUGGCGCAAUUAAUCAAAUCGUCCUGCAAUAAUGUUUGAAAUGUAUCCGAAACAUUCAAAACAUAUUGAAUAUGCUUACAGCAGAAUGUGCUGUACAUGGUUAGUCAUGUAAUCAGCAAACAGCCAAUAAUAUGACACUAGUUGUGACUAAAAUACUACUUACUGCUUCUUUAAAUAUUGUAUGAUCAGACUGUUUUUGUAUAAAGAGCUGUAUCGCUUUGGAAUUUUUUGGCAACAUGUAAGUGGGUUUUUGACAUUUUUAAAAUGUUUUAUAGAUGUACGAAGGGCAAACACUUGUGUACAUAUGUAUUAUUAAGCUAAGAAGUGUAUUGUGUAUGCUACUGCUUUGUGUUAAGUGCAUUAUGUUCCACAUUGUAUUCAUGCUGCAGUGUUCAAAAAUGCCAAAAUGAUAAAAACGCCAGCUGUGUUUCAUAAAUGAAAAGAUGAGACGUGGAGGACAGGAAAUGAAGAGUGACUGGAAAAGAGAAAGUACAACAUGUGUAUUAGACAUGUGGGCCAUGUGUUGCAGUUAAAUCCACAUUGCAUCUCAAUGAACAGGAAACCGCCUUAUAAUUAAAAAGUAUGGAUAUACUGUAUAUGUGAAUGAAAUUGUCUGUAUACAGUAUAUGGCACAAUAUUAACAAUAAUACAUUUGGUGCAAGCGCUUGUGCUGUGGAAUUUUACACAAAAUUCUAUAUAUAAUUCUAUAUAUAAAAACAUUGGUAUUUAAUCAGUGAUAUAGUUUGAUGGGGAACUGUACACUGAAACAACCGGUUUCCAAAUAAAAUCAUCCAAGUGGCCAGACGUGGUAAAGGAAAAGGUUACAGUGAAAUGUAAGAAAGACAAAACUGUGCCUUUUUGUUUUUUUAAGUUCUGUGCUUUGCAAAUGAGCACAGAAGUGGUUGGUGCCUAAUGUUGGAUGUGUGACUAAAAUCUGAACAGUGUGUAAAGCGUGCCAUCUGGACCAAGUGAAAAUGAUGAGAUGAACAAGAGUUUCCUAAAUGUAUUUGUAUUUAAAACAAAUUUAUGACAAAAAAGCCUCUGGUUAUUGUUAUUGUUCCCAGAAUUAUUAGUGUACGCUCUCAAAAUUCAGUAUUUAUUCACAUUUUUAUGGCCUAAGUGCAGAUCCUGAGUUCACUUUGUCAUUGGAUAGUAAGAUGUUUGCCAGUGGAUGUAUGGACAUAAUAUUUCCUUUCAAAAUCAUCGGUAUUAGAAUGUUAUUUCUUCUUUAAAGUUGCUCGUGUAAAUACAGGAAAAUAAAUAAAGCAACAUUUAUAAAUUGC
Molecule: messenger RNA, 5333 nt
Organism: Ictalurus punctatus (channel catfish)
Lineage: Eukaryota; Metazoa; Chordata; Actinopteri; Siluriformes; Ictaluridae
Product: protocadherin alpha-C2
Exons: 2
Coding region: 177-2618 (813 amino acids)
Biological process (GO): homophilic cell-cell adhesion
Cellular component (GO): plasma membrane
Molecular function (GO): calcium ion binding
Source: RefSeq, a predicted model, not a curated record